AUGUUUUUGGCUUUUGUGUCUAGUUUUCGAUAUUUCUUUGGUCGGCCAACCUCAAUCGGUAUUCGUACAUCUUGUCAUGCCGACAAAUAUAUUUUGGAGCUUCAAAAGCGUAAAAAUGCUUUUUCUUCAACUCUAUUAGAUUUAGACAAGGAAAACUCCAAACAAUUUGGACCUCAACAACAAGUUAGUUUUGACAAUUUUGAUUUGGAAAAGAAGAGAAUAACCGAAAAUGCUCGUGCCCGUUUAUUAGAAUUCAAAAAAUCGGAACAACAAAAAUUAAAAAAUCGUCUAGAGCAACAAAAACAGCCAUUAUUGAGUGGAGGUUUUGGGGCAAAAAAAAUUAGGGCGAAUCAAUUAAAUCGAAAUAAUUUGUUGAGUAGUGACGACGAGACGGCGGAUAUUGAAGAAAUUGGACAAAAUGAAGAGGGGGAAGAGAGAGGAGGGGAAGAAAAUUUUGAGGAGGAAGAAGAAGGGAAUAAUAAUGAGGAGGAGGAAGAUGGACCUGUUAUUAUUAUGUCACGUCCAGAUGAGGAAAAGGAAGGGGUAAAUAAAUUUGGAGGGGGAGGAGAUAAAAUGAAGAAUAGUCCAGAUGAUGAUUUGAUUAAUGAUUAUGUGGCUGAUGAACAAUAUUAUAGAGAAACAAAACCCUUUGGAAAUAAUAAUAAUAUUAAUGGAAAUAUUUUUAAUAAUGUUGGCAAUCCCAAGAAGGAUGCAACUUGUCAAAAACAAGAAAUGACAGAAUAUAUGCGUUUGGAAAUGAUUGCGAUGACUACAAUUUUGGUUCGAUUAAAUGUUGCUAUUAAACUUGAUGUUCUUCACUCCGAAUUGACAAAAUACAGUGCAAAUGCUUUCUCUUCUAAUUCUGAUCUCUUGGAAUUUAUUAAGAAGAAUUGUCCAACUAGUGUAAACUGGCAAGAUUGUGGGUUUAAUACGAUUUUGCUUAUUUGGAAUGAGUCGACAACUGAAGAAAAUCGAAAAGUAGGGCUUAGCUAUUUGUUGCAAAAGGUUGGCAAGAGUUUGGAUACGCGUACUUAAUUUAUUAGAACGAUGAAAAUUGACUUGUUUAAUUUGUAUCUUUUUAAAAGGAAGCAUUUUGAAUGAAUUUUUGUUAAGUUU
Meloidogyne enterolobii is the source of this 1116-nucleotide messenger RNA. The record is from the annotation of a GenBank genome assembly. NCBI's taxonomy places the organism in Eukaryota, Metazoa, Nematoda, Chromadorea, Rhabditida, Meloidogynidae.